Leptonychotes weddellii (Weddell seal) is the source of this 2553-nucleotide messenger RNA. RefSeq names its product cullin-associated NEDD8-dissociated protein 2-like. Gene Ontology annotation, biological process: SCF complex assembly. Lineage: Eukaryota; Metazoa; Chordata; Mammalia; Carnivora; Phocidae. The record is from RefSeq and is a predicted model, not a curated record.
CACCCCCGCUCAUCUUUCCAUCAGGAGAGUUUAUGGAGAGCCUGCAGGACCCAGACCUGAACGUGCGCCGGGCCACGCUGGCUUUCUUCAACUCAGCUGUGCACAACAAGCCCUCUCUGGUCCGGGACCUGCUGGAUGACAUCCUGCCCCUCCUCUACCAGGAGACAAAGAUCCACAAGGACCUCAUCCGAGAGGUGGAGAUGGGGCCCUUUAAGCACACGGUGGACGAUGGGCUGGAUGUGCGGAAGGCAGCCUUCGAGUGCAUGUACUCGCUGCUUGAGAGCUGCCUGGGCCAGCUGGACAUCUGCGAGUUCCUGAACCACGUGGAGGAUGGCCUGAAGGACCACUACGAUAUCCGGAUGCUGACCUUCAUCAUGCUCGCCCGACUGGCUACCCUGUGUCCCGCACCUGUUCUGCAGAGAGUGGACCAGCUCAUUGAGCCACUCAGGGCCACCUGCACCGCCAAGGUCAAAGCCGGUUCCGUGAAGCAGGAAUUUGAGAAGCAAGACGAGCUGAAACGCUCCGCCAUGAGGGCUGUGGCCGCCCUGCUGACCAUCCCGGAAGUAGGGAAAAGCCCCAUCAUGGCUGACUUCUCUUCCCAAAUCCGAACCAACCCCGAACUUGCUGCCCUCUUUGAAAGCAUCCAGAAGGAUUCUGCUUCAGCCCCCAGCACAGACUCGAUGGAGCUCAGCUAGUCCUCCCCCUGCCCCCAGGUGGGCCCUUACUCAAGAGAAGGGCGCCUACCCAAUCCCCAGGCCUCACCGGUCCCCCUGCCUGCCACAAGCCCUUUCAUCUCCCUGGGGGCCCUCCUGCUCCUGGUCGGGGCUUACAGUGCCUUCUCCAGGGACCCCAACUCGAGGCCCCCAGCAGGAGCUGCAAGGCUGCCAACAGUUGGGCCCUUUAACUCAGGACAGGCAUUCAAAGAAACAGGGCAGCCCUUCCGAACAAACACGGAUGUGUGACUGUGACUUCACAUGGGGUGGAGGUCUGUACCUUCAAAGCGGGGAGUCCCUGCCUCACAAAGGACUAAGUGUUUAGAAAUACUCUUGUGCUCACAGUUGCGGAAGGUUAGGAGGCAGCCGGCUGGCCUUCCUGCCCACCAGUGUCCCAGAAUUGUCACUCACACCUCUCCCACUUUUCACUUCACUUGAUCUAAUAGGCAAAACAUUAGUGCUUCAGCUGGGCAUCUUAAAGACUCAAGCUCCUUAUCUGAGCUGUUCACAUUUUAGAAUUCAAAAUGCUUUACUUUCUAAUUGGCAGUAAUGAAUCUGAAAUUUGGUUUUUUGCAGGGGGAGGGGGUCAGGAUAGGGAAUUAGAUCUAAUUUUUUUCUAAUUUCAAAACCCUUAUAUAGCCAACUGGGAAAUAAACACAAAGAAAGUACAGACCACCUUUCAUGUCACCCACCAAGGUGUAACCAGUUGGUUUGUGUCCUUCUAAGGAAGAUUUUGAACAUGUUGUUUCUAGUUUUUAGUAUCUAAGACACAAAUAUUAAGCAAUAGGCUAAAGAAUUUUCUGUGCUAUCCCAGGUUAAUAAAGGAGAGAUCCUAGUGUUACGUUUUCUCUGCACACUUCCUCUACUCAGUAGACCGCUGUUAGUAUACUUCCCAAGUCAAUUUAAAGAAAUUAUGAAAACGACCAACAGUUAACUCAAAUGUUUCAGACUAGGCUUUGAACUGGAGGCAGGCAACCUGUAAUUUACCUACCCAAUUUAAGGGACUUAAAUCCACUCAUGGCUAGCAUGCCAAAAUUGUUUAAGCAGGCUAGUAUUUCUGUUCAGUUGACCAGGCUGGUAGGGAAAAAACAAACACCCUAUAAGCAAUUGUCUUGUUCUGGAGUAUCAUGCCAUAUCCCAGGACUACUGCCACUCGCUACCAAUUCUUAGAGAAGUGCGAUCAUAACCUUAUAGACCUGCCUCACUUCAUUGUGCUUUGCAAAUACUGAGUUUACAAAUUGAAGGUUUAUGGCAACCCUGUGUUGAGCCAAGUCUAUCAACACCAUUUUCCCAAUAGCAUUUGCUCACUUCCUGUCCUAUUUUGUUAAUUCUCAGAAUGUUUCACCUUUUCAUUAUUAUGAUGUUAUCUUUGAUGUUACUGCUAGUGCCUGAAGAUGUGACUGAAUUGCUACAAUCUCAUGAGAAAACUUUAAUGGGGUUGCUUCUUAUGAACAAAAAAUUUGAGAUGGUAGCUACUCCUGGUGAAGAUGCUGUGGAAGAUUGUUGAAAUAACAGAGGACUGAAGAAUAUUACAUCAACUUGGUUGAUGAAACAGUGACAGGUUCUGCGGGGACUCCAAUUUUGAAAGCUCUCUGGGUGAAGUGCUAACAGUAUCAUGCUAGAGAAAUCUUUCUUGGCUCAGUCAAUGCAGUAAACUUCAUGGUCUUAAUUUUAAGAAACUGCCAGUCACCCCAGCUUUCAGCAGCCACCACUCUGAUCACUCAGCAGCCAUCAACAUGGAGGUAAGACCUUCCACCAGCCAAGAUUACAACUCAAAGAUGUUUAGCACUUUUGCAAUAGAUGGUCAGCAUUUUUUGCAAUAAACUUAUUUUAAAAUUAA